Messenger RNA from Sinocyclocheilus anshuiensis, 478 nucleotides. RefSeq names its product protachykinin. The transcript is spliced from 4 exons. Bases 1 to 297 code for a protein of 98 amino acids. The record is from RefSeq and is a predicted model, not a curated record. NCBI's taxonomy places the organism in Eukaryota, Metazoa, Chordata, Actinopteri, Cypriniformes, Cyprinidae.
AUGAAGAUCUUCCUGCUGAUUCUCCUGCUGCUGUCUGCUCUGUCAGAUAUUUUGUGCCAGAACUUCAGUCCUGAUGAGGAUAACUGGAUGAGUGACAGGUAUCCAGACAAGGUAAAUUUGCUAGAAUCUGACCUAAAGACGAUGUUGGAAAGGGUCAGCCGAGCCCCUGGUCUACAACAGAUUUUUGGUCUAAUGAGGAAAAGAUCAUCUGCAAAAUCACAGAUAACACGAAGACGGCAGAAAUUUCAGACUUUUGUGGGUCUAAUGGGAAAACGUAAUGUGGUCGAACCAGGUUAGUCAGUUCUUUCUUUCCUUUUGCAUGCAUACAUACAACAUAUUCUGUCACAACGUUUUUAUUAUAAAUUCUGACCUUUAUUUUCUUUUAGGAUCCUUCUAAGAAAAAGGCAAACGAUGUUGAUGAUGCAUCAGGCUUAAACUGAUAAUGAUUAUUUCAGAACCAAGUUAAAAAUGUUUAUCA